CGAGCGAGAUGUCUGAGACGGCUCCUGCUCCGGUUGCCGUUGAGGUAGCUCCUCCUGCUGCACCGGCGCCUGCUGCCAAGGCUGCCGCCAAGAAGCCGAAGAAGGCGGCGAGUGUUUCCAAGGCCCCGAAGCCCGCCGGCCCCAGCGUCACCGAGCUGAUCACCAAGGCCGUGUCCGCCUCCAAGGAGCGCAAGGGGCUCUCCCUCGCCGCGCUGAAGAAGGCGCUGGCCGCCGGCGGCUACGAUGUGGAGAAGAACAACAGCCGCAUCAAGCUGGGGCUCAAGAGCCUCGUCAGCAAGGGCACCUUGGUGCAGACCAAGGGCACCGGCGCCUCCGGGUCAUUCCGGCUGAGCAAGAAACCUGGAGAAGUGAAGGAAAAAGCCCCCAAGAAGCGGGCAGCUGCGGCCAAGCCAAAGAAGCCGGCGGCCAAGAAGCCCGCCAGCGCUGCUAAGAAGCCCAAGAAGGCGGCAGCAGCAAAGAAGAGCCCGAAAAAGGUCAAGAAGCCGGUGGCUAAGAAAGCUGCCAAGAGUCCUAAGAAGGCGACUAAGGUAGCCAAGCCUAAAAAAGCGGCUGUGGCCUCAAAGAGCCCUGCUAAGGCGAAGGCGGUGAAGGCCAAAGCAGCUAAGCCCAAAGCAGCCAAGCCCAAAGCUGCCAAGGUGAAGAAGGCGGCGCCCAAGAAGAAGUAAACCACCGUGGAAGGGAACACUUGUUCUUCUUUAAAACCCCAACGGCUCUUUUAAGAGCCACCCAAAUUUUCUCGAAAAGGGCUGAAAUGAGGGUAUGUUUCUGUUACUGCAUUGUAAGUAGGUAGCAGAAAUGGCUUUGUACCAAUUCAAGUUUGCCCCACAGGGACGCUGACAAAGCAUGUGCUGCAACAGGAACUAAACUGCCUUAGGGGCAGGCCCUCAUUCUCUGCUGAUCGUUACCUUGGUGAAGCACUGGGAGAGGGGCGGUGAGGGGAGAGAUCAUGCAUUCCUUUGAGGAUGGACGUUGUUUCAAGCUACCUGAAGUACUCAGGGACUUGAAAAGUAUUCCUCUGCCCUUAGGUAAGUCUUGUAGCCGCUAUUUAACACUUCAGCAGGCCAGCGUGGCUAUGUAACCACGCAAGUAAAAGGGGAGUAGUGUGGUAGGAUUCCCUAAACAGAUUGUUAAUGGCAGCGACAAGACGGGGCACAGAUUUAAUUUACAUUUUGAAUUAAAACGAUAGAAUGGAAAAUACGGAGCUCUUCACCUUUUACAAAAGUAAAGCACAAAAAAGACACC
Messenger RNA from Apus apus (common swift), 1263 nucleotides. Its product is annotated as histone H1.10-like. Lineage: Eukaryota; Metazoa; Chordata; Aves; Apodiformes; Apodidae. Gene Ontology annotation, molecular function: structural constituent of chromatin; DNA binding. Gene Ontology annotation, cellular component: nucleosome. The record is from RefSeq and is a predicted model, not a curated record. Gene Ontology annotation, biological process: nucleosome assembly. The coding region runs from base 9 to 686 and encodes 225 amino acids. The transcript has a single exon.